UCGGGCUCCUCCAUCCUCGCCCACCCACAGCAAAAGGGCAACCCUCUGCUCAAGGAGCUCACCCACCAACGCUGGGAGCACGCCGAGAUUGCGCCAGACUACCACAUCGCCCAGUCCACCUGCGCCCUCUUCCUCCAAUUGAAAUACCACCGCUUACAUCCCGAGUACAUCCAUCAGCGUAUAAAGGCCAUCAGCGGAAUGUACUCGCAUCGUCUGCUCAUCCUGCAGCACGACGUAGAUGCCUCCAGCUCCGAGCCUGCGAUUCGCGAAUUGACAAAAAUCUCAAUCGUUAAUAAUCUCACUCUGUUGCUCGCGUGGACACCGCAAGAGGCAGCGCAAUGGCUUGAAAAAUACAAGAUGUGCGAGUUUAAAGGAGCAGAAUUGAUUAGGGGAAGGCCAAAGGAGACGCAGAGGGAGAGGAUGAGCGAUGUCCUCACUCAGCCUACAGGGGUCAACAAGGCGGAUGCUACCGCUCUCAUGGCAAAAUUCGGGUCAAUUCGGAACAUCUCCCAAGCCACCGCAGAUGAUUUGUCAGACAUCCCUGGCAUGGGAGAAAUCAAGAUCAAGCGUCUGAGGGAAGCCUUC
Microstroma glucosiphilum is the source of this 585-nucleotide messenger RNA. Its product is annotated as DNA repair protein rad10. The annotation marks the transcript as partial. The transcript is spliced from 2 exons. The record is from RefSeq and is a predicted model, not a curated record. Gene Ontology annotation, biological process: nucleotide-excision repair; UV-damage excision repair; meiotic mismatch repair. Gene Ontology annotation, molecular function: damaged DNA binding; single-stranded DNA binding. Lineage: Eukaryota; Fungi; Basidiomycota; Exobasidiomycetes; Microstromatales; Microstromataceae. Gene Ontology annotation, cellular component: ERCC4-ERCC1 complex; nucleus; nucleotide-excision repair factor 1 complex.